Molecule: messenger RNA, 1302 nt
Organism: Pelagomonas calceolata
Lineage: Eukaryota; Pelagophyceae; Pelagomonadales; Pelagomonadaceae
Source: the annotation of a GenBank genome assembly
CGGAAUACCGCGCGGGUUUCGCCUCACAGCGCGUUUUGUUUUGCGGCUUAAGCUCCGCGCUAUCGUGCACGAUACAGCCAGAAAGCCGUCUCCGUCGCCUCUGACACGUGCGCUUCAGCUCACCCAAGUUUGAAAGAAAUCGGCACAAGAGAAGCAGUCCAACACAACAAUGCGCACCUUGCUCGUCUCCGUAGCACUCGCGUCGGGCAAAGUAACGGACCUCCGCGGCCGCCUCGACGCGCUCAAAAGCGAUCAUAUUAAGAUGGCCUGCCCGCUCGGCAGUCUUGAGUUAAACGCCACCGAGGCGCGACUGCUGGCCCGAGACGCCGCCGACGUCCUUACCAAAGCCAUCACAUAUAUGCGUGACGGCGUCGGGAGGCUGCUUGGCGCUUUAGAUCGCAAAGUCGCAGACCCGCGCUGGGUCGCCGGGCCGCUGCACGUGGACUCUGAAUGUAGAGCAAAACUGGAAGCCGCGCUCGUGGCCGCGGCGUCGCCGGCGCGGGCCGCCGGCCGGCAGCUCGCAUCAAAGGUCCUGGCGCGCGCGGCCGCGACGGUGAAUACAGUGUAUGUCGUCCACGUGCCCGAGCUCCCUUCACUAAAUCCCAUUCGAGAUUCACUGAAGCCGGCGCUGCACGCCGUCCAUCAAAGCAAGCAGCGCCUCGAGGCAUCUGAAUCGGUCUUUACGCGGGCGGCGCCCGUCGUCCUCGGCGCGCUGUGUCUCGGUAUCGUCGGAUGGGCCGCGGCCUACGUUACCUCAAUGACAUGGUCCGUAAUCACAUCAAUCGCGUCGGUGCUCGUCUCAUUAACGACGCUGGCGGCGCUCGCCGUCGUCGCGACCUUCAGCGUUUUUGCCGCGGGCGCCAUGCAGCUGGAAGUGCUCGGUCUGUUCCGGCGGGACUUCGCCUUCCACCACGAGGCGGGCUUCCACCUCGUCCCGGCGGGCGCCGUCCCCUGUGCGUUACAUGGCUGGCUGCCGUUGUAUUGCGGGCUGGUUGCCGCGGCGGCUCUUGCAUUAUUUUUCCUCGCGAUCUAUGCGCGGAGCCUCGUGGGUCGCUUGUUUUUUUGGCUGCGGCGGGCGAGAAAAAUCGACGUCGACGCUGCGCUCAUCGCCGCGGCGUCGGGUUCGGAGUGCGCGAUCUGCUUCGAGGACCCGGCACAAUUACUCGUGUUCCUGCCGUGCGGCCACCGGUGCGUCUGCGCGUCCUGCGCGGAGAGGAUAGAAAGGCGGUGCCCGCUCUGCCGCGCGCGCGUGCGCGACCGCAUCGCCGUCGUGGGGAAGCAUAAGUUCCGGGUAUGACCUUA